AUGAGCCCCUGUCAGAAAGAGCUGCAGGAGAUCCCUGCAGAGACUGACCGCUCGUCAUGGGCAGGUCCACCCACCCCCAGCCUGCUGGCAGCUCCAGCUUUCAGAGUGUGGAAUCAGACGGGCACUGAGGUCCUCCAUGUCCCAGGCCCUGGGGGACAGGCAGGGGAGUGGGGCUGGGUCCUGGAGGCCUGUCCUUGGUGGGACAAACAUCACGAUGCUGCUCACGAGAUCAUCGAGACCAUCCGAUGGGUCUGUGAAGAAAUCCCGGACCUCAAGCUCGCCAUGGAGAACUAUGUUCUGAUUGACUAUGACACCAAAAGCUUCGAGAGCAUGCAGAGGCUCUGUGACAAGUACAACCGGGCCAUCGACAGCAUCCAUCAGCUGUGGAAGGGGACCACGCAGCCCAUGAAGCUGAACACACGGCCCUGCAACGGGCUGCUGCGACACAUCCUGCAGCAGGUCUACAACCACUCGGUCACCGACCCCGAGAAGCUCAACAACUACGAGCCCUUCUCGCCUGAGGUGUAUGGAGAGACCUCCUUCGACCUGGUGGCGCAGAUGAUCGACGAGAUCAAGAUGACUGAGGACGACCUGUUUGUGGACUUGGGCAGCGGAGUGGGCCAGGUCGUACUCCAGGUCGCCGCAGCCACCAACUGCAAACAUCACUACGGAGUCGAGAAAGCUGACAUCCCAGCCAAGUACGCGGAGACGAUGGACAGAGAGUUCAGGAAGUGGAUGAAAUGGUAUGGAAAAAAGCAUGCCGAAUACACACUGGAAAGAGGCGAUUUCCUCUCAGAAGAGUGGCGAGAGCGGAUUGCGAACACAAGUGUUAUAUUUGUGAAUAACUUUGCCUUUGGUCCUGAGGUGGAUCACCAGCUGAAGGAACGAUUUGCAAACAUGAAGGAAGGUGGCAGAAUCGUAUCCUCCAAACCCUUUGCACCUCUGAACUUCCGAAUCAACAGUCGGAACUUGAGUGACAUCGGCACCAUCAUGCGCGUUGUGGAGCUGUCGCCCCUGAAGGGCUCAGUCUCAUGGACCGGGAAGCCCGUCUCCUACUACCUGCACACUAUUGACAGAACCAUACUUGAAAACUAUUUUUCUAGUCUGAAAAACCCAAAACUCAGGGAGGAACAAGAGGCAGCUAGGCGCCGGCAGCAACGUGAGAACAAGAGCAACACGACCACUCCGACCAAGGUCCAGGAGAGCAGGGCGGACUCUGGUGCAGAGGACGACAAGGCCGGGGCCGCCACCGUCAAGAAGCCGUCCCCUUCCAAGGCCCGAAAGAAGAAGCUCAACAAGAAAGGACGCAAGAUGGCCGGCCGCAAGCGCGGACGCCCCAAGAAGAUGAGCGCUGCGAACCCCGAACGCAGGGCCAAGAAGAGCCAAACCGCACUGGACCUCCUGCAUGCACAGACCACACCCCCCACCGCCCCGUCCUCGCCUCAGGAUGCGUACAAGUCACCUCACAGUCCGUUCUACCAGCUACCUCCGGCCGUGCAGCGGCACGCGUCCAGCCCGCUGCUGGCGGCGCCCACCCCACCUGCACUGCAGAAGCUGCUAGAGUCCUUCAAGAUCCAAUAUCUGCAGUUCCUGGCAUACACCAAGACCCCACAGUACAAGGCCAACCUCCAACAGCUGCUGGACCAGGAGAAGGAGAAGAACACCCAGUUGCUGGGCGCAGCCCGGCAGCUCUUCAGCCACUGCCAGGCCCAGAAGGAGGAGAUUCGGAGGCUCUUCCAGCAGAAGUUGGAUGAGCUGGGCGUGAAGGCACUGACCUACAACGACCUGAUCCAAGCCCAGAAGGAGAUCUCUGCUCACAACCAGCAGCUGAAGGAGCAGACGGAGCAGCUAGAGAAGGACAACGACGCUCUGCGGGGACAGAGCCUGCAGCUGCUGAAGGCCCGCUGUGAAGAGCUGAAGCUGGACUGGCCCACCCUGUCGCUGGAGAAGCUGCUCAAGGAGAAGCAGGCCCUCAAGACCCAGAUCUCUGAGAAGCAGAGGCGCUGCCUAGAGCUGCAGAUCAGCAUCGUGGAGCUGGAGAAGAGCCAGAGGCAGCAGGAGCUUCUGCAGCUCAAGUCGUACGUGCCGGCCGAGGAGGCGCUGGCCGCGCACCUGCGUGGGAAGGGGGCGCCCGGCCGGGACCCGGAGCCUGACCCCAGCCGCCUGCACCUGGAGCUGGACUGCGCCAAGCUGUCCCUGCCCCCGCUGAGCAGCCUGAGCCCUGAGCUGUCCAUCAACGGCCACGCAGCGGGCUGUGAGCUGUAUGGUGCGCUCAGCCGGCCCUCGUCCAAACAGAACACCCCGCAGUACCUGGCCUCGCCCCUGGACCAGGAGGUGGUGCCCUGCACCCCCAGCCACGGGGCCCGGCCACGGCUCGAUAAGCUGGCCGGCCUGGCCCUGCCGGAUUACACACGUCUCUCGCCUGCAAAGAUCGUGCUGCGUCGCCACUUGAGCCAGGACCCUGCCGGGGCGAAGGUGACCAGCGAGCUGCAGGCCCGCGGGGAGCACGCCAAGGAGAACAGCCUGAGCUGUCAGAGUCCAGGCAUCUCCAGCAGCAUCAAGCUGAGCCCACAGGACCCACGGCCCGCGUCCCCUGCCGCCUCACCGAUGACCACUGAGAAGGGCAGCGAGAAGGGCCUGAAGGAGCGCCCGUACGGCAGCGAGACCAUCACCAGCCUGCCCGUGAGCAUCCCACUCAGCACCGUGCAGCCCAACAAGCUCCCGGUCAGCAUCCCCCUGGCCAGCGUGGUGCUGCCCAGCCGUGCCGAGCGCGUGAGGAGCACGCCCAGCCCCGUGCACCAGGGCCGAGACUCCUCCACCCUGGACAGACCCCUCGGUGCUAACCCCCACAGCGGUGUGGGCAGUGCUGCCGGAAACAGAGGCCUGGCCGUGGCCCCCGCAGGCUUCUCCUACUCUGGCUUGCUGGCCAUCAACGGGGCGUUGACGGGCAGCCCAGCACAGCUCGCCGGGGCCGAGCCAGCCACCUUCGACGAGUCCUCGGGGUCGGGCAGCCUCUUCACCACCAUGGGCUCCCGCAGCUCCACGCCACAGCACCCCUCCCUGCUGGCACAGGCUCGGGGCUCCGGCCCGGCCUCCCCUGCCCACCAGCUCUCGUCCAGCCCUCGGCUCGGGGCACCUGCCCAGGGCUUGCUCUCCGACGGUGCCGGCAGGGGGGACCUGCUCGGUGACACAGGCUUCUCAGAUCCCGAGAACGAAGCCAAGCGUAGGAUCGUUUUCUCCAUCACAGCCGGCGCCGGCGGGGCCCGGCCAUCUCCCUCCAGCAAGCACAGCCCCCUGACCACCAGCGCCCGUGGGGACAGCAGCCAGGGCCACGGGCAAGACAGCCGGAAGCGAGGCCGCAGGAAGCGCUCGUCAGCGGGCACCCCUAGCCUGAGCUCAGGCGUGUCCCCCAAGCGCCGGGCUCCGCCCUCCGUCACCAGCCUCCUCACGCAGUCCUCGGGGUCCCCCCUGAACCUCAACUCCAUGGUCAACAACAUUAACCAGCCCCUAGAAAUCACGGCCAUCUCGUCCCCCGAGAACUCCCUGAAGAGUUCACCUGCCCCCUACCAGGACCAUGACCAGCCGCCCGUGCUUAAGAAGGAGAAGCCGCUGGGCCAGACCAACGGGGCCCACUACUCCCCUCUGACCUCGGACGAGGAGCCGGGCUCGGAGGAUGAGCCCAGCAGUGCCAGAAUUGAGAGGAAAAUUGCCACAAUCUCCUUAGAAAGCAAAUCUCCUCCGAAAAGCUUGGAGAAUGGUGGUGGCCUGACCAGCCGGAAGCCAGCACCCACUGGUGAGCCGGUCAACAGUAGCAAGUGGAAGUCCACUUUCUCUCCCAUCUCGGACAUCAGCCUGGCCAAGUCUGCUGACAGCCCGCUGCAGGCCAGCUCUGCCCUGGGCCAGAACUCCCUGUUUGCCUUCCGGCCCGCCCUGGAGGAGUCCAGCCCCGCAGACACCAAGGGGGCCUUGCACCCCAGGAAGACCUUCGCAGGCUCCCUGGCCGGGGCUGACGGGUCCAUCCCCAGCACCAACGCUCCCAACGGCUUCACCCUGGGCGGGACCCUGGCCUCCGACCUCAGUUUACACAGCUUCAGCGAUGGUGCUUCUCUCUCCCACAAGACCCCCGAGGUGGCCGGGCUGAGCUUCCCCUCCCAGCGGGGCAAGGAGACCAGUGCCCCGGAAGCCAACCCCUUCCUGAGCAAGAGACCACUGGAUGGACUGGGCAGCCUGAAGGGGGAGGCCAGCAAGGAGCUGGGCCCAGCCCUGAGCGGCACGUCGGAGAAGGCAGUGGGGCCGCCCAGCGGGAAGGCAGGCCGAGGCCGUGACCGAGAGCUGGAUUUCACCCACGGCCACAACCUCUUCAUCUCGGCUGCCACCGUGCCCCCCGGGGGCCUCCUCACCGGCCCGGGCCUGGCCCCGGCGGCGUCCUCUGCAGGCACCCAUGCCCCCUCCGGCCAGACGCACCGCCCUUUCCUGGGCUCCUUCCCCCCUGGUUCGCAGUUCACACUGGGCCCCGUGUCCCUGCAGGCCAACCUGGGCUCGGUGGCCGGCUCCAGCGUGCUGCAGUCCCUGUUCAGUGCCGUGCCGGCCGCUGCAGGCCUGGUGCACGUGUCAUCUGCGGCCACCAGGCUCACCAACUCGCACACCAUGGGCACCUUCUCUUCUGGCGUCGCGGGCGGAACUGUUGGAGGUGUCUUUAACCACGCGGUGCCUUCUGCCUCUUCGCAUCCGCUCGGAGCCAGUUUCGGCAGCGGGGCUGUCUGUGGCAGUGCCACGCUGGGGUCAAGCCCUUGCCUCCAGGCUCCUGGUGCCCACGCUGCAGGCUCAUGGGAAGCUGCUGGCUGUUUGGAGGGCCGGUGUGGGGUGGGCUGCCUCCAUGGCGAGGUGGGUGAGGCUGUGCUCUACUUGGUGUCCCUGCACACUGAAGCACAGAGCACUCCCCACGAGGCCGAGGCUGGGCCUGACUCCCCUGCUCAGAGCACCCCGUGGGCAGCCAGCUGGAUCUGGGGCAGCACGUGGGCGCUGUGCCCCCGGUGGUUCCGCCGCGGUGGGCUCUGUGCCCGGCCGCCCUGUAGCAUUUCCGUCUGUCGGCUGAGCCUGCGGCCUGAGGUUUCAGCGCUCUGGUGCGGUGGCAGGGCCUCGGCCUGCACUCCUCGUAACCAGCAGUGGGCCAGGGUGGGCAAGAUCCAGUUACUUCGGCCCCGGGGAGGUGGUUCUGGAGUUUCUGUGCCCAUGUGUCAGGCAGGGGGCUUCUCAGAUAGUGGCCCCCGGUGCCGACCAGGCCCCGGUCCUCCUGUCAUGCUGAGCACUCGGGUAACUAGGACUUCUACCUCAGCCGCACGACUAUGCAAGGACAGCGUGGACCAUCGCGUGUGCUGCCCCGGUGCUGCGGCCGCAGGGUCACCACUGGACCGCGGACAGGACGGAGGAGCUACUGUGAACCUGCCGUGCGCCGCCGGGCCCGGGAGCGGCUCCGCGCACGCAUUGAUAGUUUUAGAUAAAGCCGUGCGGCCUCCCGCUCUCCUGGUGCUGACCGGAGGCCGAGCUGCCUGCCGCACUGUCCACGUCCCAGCGGAGGGGGCUGGUGGUGUCGUCUACCCUGGGGGUCGGACCCACCUCGAGCCCCCGUGCGUCACUGUGAACGCUGCCUGGCAACCCAUGGUGCUCGUCAGCCUGGCUGUCCCCCUCAAAGUACCCCCGCCCCAGUCGGUGCUCGGCUUGCAGGUGCUGCCUCACGUCAGUGGUCUCGGCUCCCGGCCCUUCCAGCCCCCAGGUGCCAUCCUGCUGGCCUCUGAGAGGUUCCCAAGUCGCCCGGGAGAGAGGUGGUUCCAGUCCUUAUCCAAGAAGGCCGCCCCGCCCGAGGGUGACAGCAACCGAGCCUCCCACCAGGCUUCCGACAGCUCUAGCGGGGGCACUGCUGUUGGCUCGUGGGCAACUUCAGGGAGCAAGUGGACCGCCCUCAGGAACCGACGAAAUCAAAUUCCCACUGGGCCUCGGCGCCCAGCCAUGAACUUAAGGUUGCUGCACCCCUAUUUCUCCGCACCCCGAGCCACCCCUCUGCUCAGGCUUGUUGGGAUCCUGCUUGCUGCCUCCUCCCCACUUCUCAACAUUCUGUGA
This is a messenger RNA of Elephantulus edwardii (Cape elephant shrew), 6117 nucleotides long. It is a transcript of the gene DOT1L, whose product is annotated as DOT1-like histone H3K79 methyltransferase. The transcript has 35 exons. Bases 1 to 6117 code for a protein of 2038 amino acids. Gene Ontology annotation, biological process: DNA damage checkpoint signaling; DNA repair; regulation of transcription regulatory region DNA binding. Lineage: Eukaryota; Metazoa; Chordata; Mammalia; Macroscelidea; Macroscelididae. Gene Ontology annotation, molecular function: histone H3K79 methyltransferase activity. The record is from RefSeq and is a predicted model, not a curated record. Gene Ontology annotation, cellular component: nucleus.